Molecule: messenger RNA, 1632 nt
Organism: Sinocyclocheilus grahami
Lineage: Eukaryota; Metazoa; Chordata; Actinopteri; Cypriniformes; Cyprinidae
Gene: tbce
Product: tubulin folding cofactor E
Exons: 13
Coding region: 146-1243 (365 amino acids)
Source: RefSeq, a predicted model, not a curated record
UUCAUCAGAUGUUAAUGCGUGGGCGAAUGGAACUUUGACUCACUCAACCGAUUCGUUCAAACACGGAAUCAUUCAGCAAUGAAUCGUCUGGUUUCUGUGGUUCCGCCUAAAAUAGAUUGAUACAGAUCAUCAUCAUCGUCGUCUGAUGAAGGCUCAGGAGGCGUCGGAGGGUGCCGUGGGCAGACGGCUGAGCUGUGAUGGAGAGAGAGGAACGGUUCGUUACCUGGGUCCGGUUCUUCCCACCGCAGGUGUGUGGCUGGGAGUGGAGUGGGAUGAUCCAGAGAGAGGAAAACACGACGGGAGUCAUGAAGGAGUGCGAUACUUCACCUGCAGGUGCUCAUCAGUUCUCCACUGCGCCCCCAUGUGGCAGCAGUUAGAGGAGCUUUAUCUCGCUGACAAUCACAUCACAGAAUUACUGAGACCAGAGCGUGUGCUGCAGACAUUACAAGUUCUGGAUGUAUCCAGUAACCACAUAGCCCAGGAGACGGUGCUGGAAAUCUCACAUUUACCCUGUUUGGAGAAGCUGAAUCUGUCCAGCAGCAGUUUAUCUGUCAUUCAGUUCAGUGACGCUUCAGCAGGUAACAAGACAGCUGUGUUUCCUGCGCUGAAGACACUUUUACUAGACGACGACAACAUUUCAGAGUGGCGUGUGGUGAACGAACUGGAGAAGCUGCCGUCUCUGCUUCAUCUGUCCUGCAGGAGGAACCCACUGCUGCAGAGAGAGAAGAACCUGGAGACCGCCAGACAGAUCAUCAUCACGCGACUGAGCCGCCUGGAGCUGCUCGACAUGAGACAGGUUUUGUCGGAUGAGAGGAGGGGUGCGGAGCUGGAUUACUGUAAGAUGUUUGGAUUGGAUUGGCUGAAGGCCGGAGGUCACAGUGACCCGGAGAAGAAUCACCCCAACACAGAGUUCAUGAGUGAACACCCACGAUUCCUUGCGCUCCUCCAGAAGUACGGCGCUCCAGACGAGGGCGAGCUGAAAGAACAGAAACCAUUUGCGCUAAAAAAUCAACUAUUAACCGUAACGUUCGUCUGUCCGGAGGAUUCGGAGAGGAAGCCCAUAGAGAAGAAGCUGCCAGGCUCGAUGAUCGUUCAGAAGGUGAAAUUACCAGGAGUGGAGUUAAAGCUCUCCUACACCUGCUCGAAGAUGUCCGGCAGAGAGAUUGAGAUCGAUAACGAUCUGAAGCCGCUGGAGUUUUACUCGGUGGAGGACGGCGACAGAAUUCUGGUGCGCUGGUCCUGAUGAAACCGCAGGGAAUUGUGGGACAUUUGAGCCACUGACCACUGAAACACUCCACGGAUCAGAAAUCAUCUCACAUUUGUGUUUACGAUUAUAACGCAACGUUAUUCCUCCAGAAAACAAAGCAUUGCCAAACUCUCUUUAUAAAGCAUAAUCUAUUUAGUAUUUCGUUUGGAUCCUUCGAUGUCUGUGCGAAUCAUUACAGUCUCUCACCACCAGAUGGCGCUCCAUUUCGCUGCGCCAAACCUGUGGCUGGAGCAAAUAUUCCAGAAAGACACUUUAUAAGAUCACGUGAAUCUCAUAAAGAAAUGUACAGGUCACAUUUCAACCCAGUAUCAAUGUUUGUUUUUCACAUUCAAAUCAAAUAAAAUUCAGUACAUCGUACGGCAAAA